This is a messenger RNA of Ctenocephalides felis (cat flea), 914 nucleotides long. Its product is annotated as tRNA pseudouridine synthase-like 1. The coding region runs from base 1 to 609 and encodes 202 amino acids. Lineage: Eukaryota; Metazoa; Arthropoda; Insecta; Siphonaptera; Pulicidae. The record is from RefSeq and is a predicted model, not a curated record. Gene Ontology annotation, biological process: tRNA pseudouridine synthesis. The transcript has 4 exons. Gene Ontology annotation, molecular function: RNA binding; pseudouridine synthase activity.
AUGUUAUUGGCUAUACUAAAACAAGAAUAUUCAUUAAAUAACUAUAGACCAACUAUUUUGCAAUAUUUUGUUGAAACACCCAUCGAAGAACAGAAUAGAUGUAUAUUUAUUCCGAAUCCUAAGUUUGAUGUUGAAGCCUUCCGCAAAGCAGCCAAAUUAUUAGAAGGCUAUCAUGAUUUUAGAACUUUCAUGACAACAUUGUCAAAAGGAUCUCCUCCAGUGCACACAUUGAGAUACAUACAUGAAGUCUCGAUAGAGAAAUCAACUAGCACCAGUUUGCCUUUCAAUAACGCUUCCAAUUAUUUUGACUACUGGGAUAUAAAGUUUAAGGGAAAGUCGUUUUUAUAUCGACAGGUGAGGCGCAUGGUAGGAGUCUUAUUAGCAGUCGCACAGCACAGAAUAACUGAGCAAGAUGUUAUUACGAUGCUUCAAGUUCCCUCACCACAUUCCUGGUGUACUAGUGUAAGAUCGAUGCCACCUCAUGGUUUGUACUUAUGUGAUGUUGAGUAUCGUGAUGAAGAUUUGAUGUUACCUCUUGAUUAUAUAGAAAAGCAUCAAAAUUCAAAAGAAAUUUAUGAUACAGCGAACUUGCGGCACAUUAAAUAUUAAAUUGAUAAAAGUAAUUAAUAUAAAAAUAGUUGUUAAAAAUGGAUCGUAAAUUAAACCCUUCCCAACGUUCGGGUAAAUCUAAAUUAUCCCACCAUGCAGGAGAUUUGUUUGCCUUGGGUUCCAAACAGUCGUCAAGCUCUUCCAAAGAUAUUUCAGACAAACGCAAUACCUCAAUGCCCAUUUCCAAACCUCAGUGGGACUCCUCAAGCUCUAGUAAAGUCUCUUCCCUAAUUGCUAGCAAACGUGAAGCCCCAACGUCGAGCGCUAGUGCUGUUCCUUCCAAAAAACCAAAAUUAGUAACUGCU